This is a messenger RNA of Drosophila bipectinata, 2802 nucleotides long. RefSeq names its product spondin-1. The record is from RefSeq and is a predicted model, not a curated record. Gene Ontology annotation, cellular component: extracellular matrix. Lineage: Eukaryota; Metazoa; Arthropoda; Insecta; Diptera; Drosophilidae. Gene Ontology annotation, molecular function: serine-type endopeptidase inhibitor activity. Gene Ontology annotation, biological process: cell adhesion.
AAAGGUCCAAGCGACUAAAGUUCCCUAAACACAGAAAAUGUGGCGGUCAUGUGCUGCUCCUAUCGUGGAGCUAGUUCUUCUUAUUUUUUUCCUUGGAGAUGUUUACUCCUUGAUUUGCACACGGCGUCCGUCGAAUACGGCCACGCCCAAGUCCCCCGUGGAUGAAAAUUACGUGAUAAGCGUGUCGGGUAAUCCGGAAACGUACAUUCUCGGUCAGGAGUACAACGUCUCCCUAAAUGCAUUCAAUGGGCAUCGGUACAUCAGCUUUAUUCUGGCUCUGGAGAACGAGAACGGAGAUUACAACUACAAUGAUGAUCUAGGACGAUUUGAGCUAAGUGAUACUAUAGAAACCCGCUUUAGUCCAAAUUGCAUUAACAUGGUGGAGAACACUAAUACGAAUCCAAAAACCCAUAUGCAUCUUACCUGGGUGGCACCCACAAAUCCCGAAAGUGGUUGCGUCCUGAUACGGGCCACUGUUCUGCAGCAUCGUGAUGUAUGGCACAUGGACGAUGGAGGAUUAACUCGACGCAUCUGCCCUGAGACCACGGACGAUGUGGAAAGCCAACCGUCGGCACCUUCUGCGGAGGCCCCAUGCUGUGCCUGCGACGAAGCGCGCUACGAGCUAAUCUUCGAGGGCGUUUGGUCGCGAAAUCUGCAUCCAAGGGAUUUUCCUGCUCGCAGCUGGGAAACACGAUUCUGUGAGUUGGUUGGAGCGGCUCACAGCGCAGACUAUCGUUUUUGGGAAGCCGGAGCCCUGGCCAACGAGGCUAUGAAGCAAUAUGCAGAACACUGUAGUUCUCGACUGUUAGAGCGAGAGUUUAGCAACAAUUUCAAGGAUCAGAAGAUACGUACCAUAAUCAAGGCUCGCGGUCCCUCAUUUCCAAACAUAAACAGCAAGACCUCAGCCUCUGUGAGGGUGGAUCCGUUGCAUCACAUGAUCUCUUUUGCCUCCAAGAUUGAACCAUCGCCAGACUGGAUAGUGGGCAUAAGUGGUUUGGAGCUUUGUCUGCGGAACUGCACCUGGUUAGACGAGAAGGUUAUCCAGUUGUACCCUUGGGAUGUAGGCACAGAUGCGGGUCCCACCUAUACGUCACCCGAUCAGCCGCAAGUUCCUCCGGAUGUUAUUAGACGCAUGCGCUCCGACUUUCCCAAUGAUCCACGUUCGCCUUUCUAUGAUGAAAACGGAGAUCCCAUGAAGCCCAUGGCCUAUCUGACAAUUAAGCGUCAGCGAAUUUAUGAGAGACGUUGUGCGGAUGAAGAUUCCAAUAAUGAUGCGGAUGUUCCCAGAGAAUGUCUUACACAUCCCUGGUCGGGCUGGAGUGACUGCUCCUCAAAAUGUGGCGCUGGGAUGCAGUAUAGGAGGCGGGUCUACAAACAACCGGAGCUAGCCAAGAUCUAUAACUGUAAUGUUCCCCAAUAUGAAGAGCGCGAAUGCGAGGGUGAGAUGUGUGACCAGAACAGUAUAAUGAGGAACAUAGACCCAGAGAUCGACCCAGAAUUAGACCCAGAUCAAGGAUUCGGUAGGAACGUUUAUCAAUCACCGCAGCAGGGUCGUGCUGAGUGUCAGCUGGGUUCCUGGAGCAUUUGGGGUCCCUGCAGCGGCUCUUGCGGCAGUGGCUAUGAGACGCGCCAGCGACAGUAUCUCAAUCCCCAAUCGGAAGCCAAGUGUCAGAGUGUUCAUCGCGCAAGACUUCAGGAAUCGCGACCUUGCUCGGGCAGAGUAUGUCUUGGAAAUCUACCAGGGUCCUAUAAUGGCGAUGAGGAGAAUCCAUAUGGAGAAAUAUCCCCUGGGCGUGGUGGAAGCAACAUGUAUGCACCACAACCCGAGAGGGAGGCAGAAUCUUUCGCGGACUACGAUGAAGCUCGAGUAGAUCAAAGUCGUGGGUUAGGAGGCUUUGAAGUCGGUAACCUGAAGGGCAGCAGUGGUUCCUGGGGACUCAAUAGACCGUUAGAGCGUCAAACCAAUCUUGGACGAAAUGCACAGCCGUACCAUAACCAACCGGCCAGACUGGAGCGCCCCUCUUGGCAGCGUCUCGAUGAUUCACGUUUGGAGAAUAUGGAGCGUAGUGCCUGGCAGACUUCAAGUUCCCAAGAUGACCACAUUCAGGAGCAGACGCCAUGGCAGACAAAUGCAGGAAACGUCGAAAAAGAUAACUGGCGAGGACAAAGUCCUGCUAAUUCCUAUAAAAGAAAAUAUGGUGAAAGGUUUGACACUCCCGAAGAAGAUUUACAGCGAGAUCCAUGGUCGAGGCAGAAAACCCACAGCCCCCAAGACUUGUAUACCUCUGGAGGAGGCGGAUUAGAUACAUCACUGGUAAACAAAUGCUUCCAGAUGCUACAAACUGAGCAGUCUCGAUGCUUUAAUCAAACAAUUAUUGGAAAUUUUUGGUUCUACAACUUUUGUGCCGACGAAUGCAUGCUGUUCGCCACCGAUACGUGCGAUCGGAAUGUUAAUAAGUUCAGCCGAUGGGAGGAGUGCCAAAAGUGCCGGCUCCCGGAGCUCUCAUCAUUGCAGCAGCAAUAUUCAGAAUUACCAGAAUGUCAGAACCUACGAGAGGAGUUUGAAGCAGAUACAAGGUCCAGGGAAGAGAAACGCGGCAAGAACAGAAGACGAAAUUACAACAAUUAUAGACAAAGUGGUAGAAAUAAAGUAAAUAAUUAUUAGUUCCGCGCCAUAAAUUCAAAUUAUAGUUAUCGAAGUCAAGAACAGUGUGCCCAGUUUAUUUAUUUUAAGUUAGAUGUAUUUCAAAAGUAAAAUAAAAUAUUUCUGUGCUUUGUGUAUGUUAGCUAAGCUUAUUUUAA